CAGACUUCUUCUGUAAUCAGGGACUUUCUUGUCUUUCACCGGUGACAUGUGACAACCCAUAGCUUAUCAACAUACACUUAAGCAUUCAAACUUCACCUCUCACCCAUAUCUCAUUCUCUAAUGAAGGUUGACGUGUUAGAGUAAGCAGCCCACUUGCACUUUGAUGACACAACCUGCGAGUCUAUUGGCCUGAGGGAAGUUAAUCAUUACGUCUAUUGACAACCACAGAGAGACUCUUGCAUUUCCCGAGGCUGAUAUCUUCACAGCUUCCCUUCUCUUUCCUUUCUGCCCUUCACUUUUACCUGAUCUCUUAGACAUGACCAAGCUGAGGCCCAAAGCAAGGAGCCAGGGCGAUGGCGCAGAGGGCCCGGAUGGCGGCUGGGGCUGGGUGCUGGUGGGCGCGCUGUUCGUCAGCACCAGCCUCGUGUUCGGCCUGAUGAGGAGCUUGGGGAUAUUUUUCGUGGAGUUUGUACAAUACUUUGAGGAGAGCGCUCAGGCCAUCUCCUGGAUCUCUUCCACCGGCCUGGCAGCUCAGCAGUUCUUCAGUCCUCUGGGUGCAGCGCUGUGUAAUGCAUAUGACACCCGGUGGAUUGUGAUGACAGGGGGCUGCCUGGCUGGACUCGGCCUCAUUUUGGCCUCGCAGGCCACCUGUCUAGUUCACCUCUACCUCACUAUGGGAGUCAUUUCAGGUCUGGGCUGGGGGCUGGUCUUCACUCCCAUGGUGGCUACAGUCAUGGCUAACUUCACCCGCCGGCGCACCUUGGCAUUGGGGCUGGCGUUCUCGAGCAUCGGCCUGUCCUCCUUCGCCUUCAACCCGCUCUUCCAGCUGCUGGUGGAGAUGUACACCUGGCGAGGGGCCCUCCUGAUCCUGGGGGGCCUCAGCUUCAACAUCCUGCCAUGUGGGGCUCUCAUCCGUCCACAGAGACGCUCUAAAGCACCAGCAAAGGUGGUUUCAGAGAGCAGAGUAUCCUGUGGUUCUUUCCUGCAGAGAGCGUCCUCCUACCUGGAGCUGCCGCUGCUCUUCGAGCGGCCGUACAUCACCUACACGCUGGCCAUCAGUCUUUUAAAUGUCGGCUACUUUGUCCCGUAUUUCCACCUGGUCGCCCACAGUCGCCAGGUCGGCUUCUCGGAGUACCAAGCUGCUUUCGUCAUGUCUGCCGCCGGUGCUACGGACAUCCUGGGUCGCAUAGCGUCGGGCUGGUUCUCAGACCUGGGUCACUUCCGGCUGAUUCAUUUACUGAGCAUGUGGACCACGCUGGCGGGGUUGUUCAUCAUGCUGCUUCCCGUGAGCUCCUUGUCCGGAUCCUACGCCGCUCUGAUGGUGAUCAGCCUCCUCUACGGCUUCUGCUCCGGGGCGCUGACAUCUCUGGUGUUUGCGGUGGUGCCUAUGAUUGUGGGCGUGGAGCGCAUGAUGGGGGCCCUCGGGCUGCUGCAGCUUAUCGAGAGCGGCGCGGGACUGCUGGGGGCCCCACUAUCAGGGUUACUCAAGGACAUCACCGGCAACUACACCGCGUCCUUCAUGGUAGCGGGAGGUUUCGUUGUUCUCGGUACUCUGACCAUGGUCACCCUGCCUCACUACUUCUCCCACAAGGAUCCCCCAUCUCCCCAAAGACGCUCACCCGACGACACAGAGGAGGGUUCACCUGCAGAGCUGGAACAGAUUCAUAGUCUGCCUUCACACACCAAUGAUCUGACGGGUGAAGUAACCAAUAAGCGCCUUCCUGAAGACACGUUUAGUUAAUAUGCUGCUACUAAAAGCAGCUAAAUGGCUAUUCGUUAUACCUCAGAUUCAAACCCAAAGAAGACUUACAGUGAAACUCACACAGCUCAAAGGGGCCAGUGUGUUCCUGACUCUGUUACACAUCCUAACCUCAGUGUAAUAUUUAGGCCAGUAACGUCUGCCUACAAUAAACGUGAAGCAUUUAUUUUGCAACGUACAGAUGACUUGCUUUAUGUGCACAGUAGUUGGCAUGCAAGAUAGGAAAUGUCAAGGAAAAUGUAACGUAUAUUUGAUUGUUUCUGCAUACUUGACAAAGGAAAUAAGAACAUGUUGUUUGUUGUUUAUCUGAAUGUAAUUGCUGAAUCACUCAGCAGCAUAUUUCAAUUUUGCACUGGCAUGAUUUAUGUUCACUUUUCUUAUUUAAUCUAUAUUAUUUUAAUGAGGCACGGAUGACACAGCACAAAAUAUCUGGUUUAUCAGAAUGGCCGGAUUGUUUCACCCUGUCAGUCCUGCGGUUUGUGUAUGUGUGUGUACAUCUCCCAAAAACAUUUAAGUACACACUACAGCUACACACGUUUAUUAGUGAAGCAGGAUUUAGCCUUUCUGUUAAUACUGUUCAUAUUUUUAUACAUUCCAGAAUCGUAAUGUGUUGGUUUUUACACUCCUGUGUAAUUUAUAGAUAUACAAUUUUGAUUAAAAGAAAGUGAAUUUGUUAUUGGCAGCACAAUUUAAUGUUCAUGUUGCUCAGAGCAAGUGCAUUUUCUUGAUGAGCACUUUGUACUUUUUGUAAAGCAAAAACCGACUUUUUAGAAUCACAUAUUGCCAGGUUGGCAUGACAGAGAGCUCAGUGUCACUCUGACCCCUGGCUGCUUUUUAGCUCAAAAGUCAGGUGACCUAAGUAUGACUCUGGCUCACACCGGCAGCUACUGAAUGCAAUGGUUGGAGGUGGACAAUAUUUGUCUUAACUAGGUGAUCCUGGCAGGUCUAUGAUUCAAAACCGUUUUUAUUUUGUACUCUUGAUUAAAAGGCAAUGUAUUUUGUUCAAAUACAUCUC
Messenger RNA from Eleginops maclovinus (Patagonian blennie), 2774 nucleotides. It is a transcript of the gene slc16a13, whose product is annotated as solute carrier family 16 member 13. The transcript is spliced from 5 exons. Gene Ontology annotation, molecular function: monocarboxylic acid transmembrane transporter activity. Gene Ontology annotation, cellular component: plasma membrane. The record is from RefSeq and is a predicted model, not a curated record. Bases 317 to 1741 code for a protein of 474 amino acids. NCBI's taxonomy places the organism in Eukaryota, Metazoa, Chordata, Actinopteri, Perciformes, Eleginopidae. Gene Ontology annotation, biological process: monocarboxylic acid transport; transmembrane transport.